Ailuropoda melanoleuca (giant panda) is the source of this 3350-nucleotide messenger RNA. RefSeq names its product chitinase 3 like 1 (gene CHI3L1). Lineage: Eukaryota; Metazoa; Chordata; Mammalia; Carnivora; Ursidae. Gene Ontology annotation, molecular function: chitin binding. The transcript has 10 exons. Gene Ontology annotation, biological process: chitin catabolic process; carbohydrate metabolic process. Gene Ontology annotation, cellular component: extracellular region. The record is from RefSeq and is a predicted model, not a curated record. The coding region runs from base 159 to 1313 and encodes 384 amino acids.
UCCCAUAAAUGGAAUGUUUGGGGGCCCGUGGGAGUGGAAGGGGACAGGUAUAAAGAAGAAGCGAGAGGCCCGGGGAAGAGGCCCUGUCUAAGCGGCUGGACACGGGAGCUGAGGGCACAGGACCCGGCCACACCACAGCCUGCUCUUCUGCAGCCCGGAUGGCGCUGAGGGCGGCUCAGACAGGAUUCGUGGUCCUCAUGUUCCUCCAAAGCUGCUCUGCGUACAAACUGGUCUGCUACUACACCAACUGGUCCCAGUACCGGGACGGUUUUGGGAGCUGCUUCCCGGACGCCAUCGACCCCUUCCUCUGCACCCACGUCAUCUACAGCUUUGCCAACAUAAGCAGCAACGAGAUCAACACCUGGGAGUGGAAUGAUGUCACCCUCUAUAAAACGCUGAACACGCUGAAGAACAGGAACCCCAACCUGAAGACCCUCCUAUCUGUUGGAGGAUGGAACUUUGGUUCUCAAAGAUUUUCCAAAAUCGCCUCUAAGACCAGGAGCCGCAGGACUUUCAUCAAGUCGGUGCCACCAUUUCUGCGAACCCAUGGCUUCGACGGGCUCGACUUGGCCUGGCUUUACCCUGGAUGGAGAGACAGGCGCCACUUCACCAGGCUGGUCAAGGAAAUGAAGGCUGAGUUUGCAAGGGAAGCCCAGGAGGGAACGAGACAGCAACUGCUACUCAGCGCGGCAGUGUCCGCGGGCAAGGUGACCAUCGACAGUGGCUACGACGUCGCCCAGAUAGCCCAACACCUGGACUUCAUCAACCUCUUGAGCUAUGACUUCCACGGAGCCUGGCAUCAGACCACAGGACAUCACAGCCCCCUGUUCCGAGGCCAGGCAGACGCGAGUUCUGACAGAUUCAACAACGCUGACUAUGCCGUGAGCUACGUGUUGAGGCUGGGGGCCCCGGCCAAUAAGCUGGUGAUGGGCAUCCCCACCUUUGGGAGGAGCUUCACUCUGGCCUCCUCCGACACUGGCGUGGGAGCCCCGAUCUCAGGGCCCGGAUUACCAGGCAGCUUCACCAAGGAGAAGGGGACCCUGGCCUACUAUGAGAUCUGUGACUUCCUCCACCAAGCCACAGUCCAUAGACUCACUGUCCAGCAGGUCCCCUAUGCCACCAAGGGCAACCAGUGGGUGGGGUACGACGACAAGGAGAGCGUCAAAAACAAGGUGCAGUACCUGAGAAACAGGCAGCUGGCCGGUGCCAUGGUGUGGGCUCUGGACUUGGAUGACUUCCGGGGUGCCUUCUGUGGCGGGGGUGUGCGCUUCCCUCUCACCAGUGCCAUCAAGGACGCGCUCGUCGAGGCUUAGCCCCUGUCCUGCACACAGUGGGGCGAGCAGCAUCCCUGCCGGCCCGGAGCCUCAUCGCCCGCCCUGCUGAGUCCCCGACUGAGCCUCAGUCUCCCUCCCUUGGACCCCAUGUGGAGGGCCACAGAGGAGCCAUCUGAGCUCAGCUCCAGUGGACCAGCAGGUAGAGGUGGAGCCGUAGGCAGCUAAGGCCUGGGGGCCAGCACAGUGUAAGACACGGGGUCAGCACACCCCUGCUGAUUUGUGAAAAUGCUCAAUGAUCCCAGACCCACCCAAGGAGAUUUCUUGGACUCCCUUACCCCCAGGCCUUCUUGCCAAAGGACACCAUUUGGCCAGCACAAGUAGCCAAGCAUCUCUCAUGGAGCAGCCGCCAUGCUAAUUACAGCCUCUGCAAAGCCCAACUUGAAACCUGUGCUCGGGAACAUUAGCACGUCUCCCCUCCCGCUUCCCUCUCCUAAUUCCACGGCUGCGGCUCAGUAAAGCUCCAGGGCUUCACGUGUGCUGGCGCUUGCUUCGGCCUCUUUGUGGCCCUAUGGGAUCCCCUGGGCUCCCCUCCCUGGUCUCUUCUGGUUUCCUCUCUCUGCCUUGGGGGCUUGGAGUUUGUAGAAGGUGCAGAAGGCGAGGCUACCCUGGCCUCUGUUGGGCCCCAGGGAGCCCCAAAAGGAGGCCAGCCUCCCCAGGUCCAUCCACCGUGGACUUGAGCCAGGAGAGCUGACGGCCUUCCAGAUAGUAAAGUAGCCCAGACCUCUUGACAUAGAUCCUUGUUGAAAGAAGACUUUUCUGUUUCCUGAAGGCUAGCAGGUAUUAGGAAAGAUUCAACAUUCCAAACCUUCAUUUCUUCCGAGGCCCUGGCAGGGGUAGGGAGCCAACCCAGGGCCAGGUUAGAGAGCCCUGGCCCUGGCCAUUCAGGGCUCCAAGGAGACCCCAAUGUCCUCCUGCAUCCCCCCUUCAGCCCAGGCCUGGAGUCUCCAUAGGGUGCUUGAGACGUGGCCAUCCAGCCUCCUCUGAGACUCCCAGAGAUCAGUGGGUGGCCCAUGACCUUAAGAAGCCCCUUCCAUUAGGGGCUUCUGAAAUACGCCAGAUGUCCUAGAGCUGCAGCUCAGCCCCCUGUCUCCCUUGUCUCUCCUCUUGGGACACACUAGGCCCUCAACCCAAGCAGAGACAAGGCUGCUUUGCUCUGGCUGCCCGGGGACAUGAGGUAGCAGGCAGGUGGAAUGGGAAUACAGAUGAGACGGGAUGGGCUCAGAAGACCAGCCUUUAUGAGGUAGAAACGCUCUUAUCAGGUUUCUGUAGAAUUCCCAGGGCCCCAGGCAUGCCUUGUAUCCAGAGUCAAGAGACACACUCCAAAAUCAAAGAGAAUUUAUGUGUGGAUUCCCUCAUGUUCCGAUUAUCCGUGACUUGGCCUAGUGGUUUGUGACACUGGUUUGAGGUGUAGGGAAGGAAGUACCUAUUGGCCACCCUGAAAUCUGAACCAGCUGGAGCUGAGCAGAUGCGACCGAUCCCAAGGUCACAGCCCUGCUAAAGGCAAAGAAAGUGAGAGCUUGGCCAGAGCCUCGGGAGGGAAACUGGCAUCUCAUCUCGGGCCAGUGGGGCCAGGGAUUCCCUAAUCCCUGCUCCUUGCCCACCCCACCACACAAGGGUCUUCAAAACCCCAGAGGCUUCGAGCCCUCCCAGGCAGCCAACCCCCACCCCUCCUCCUCCCUGGAACCACCCUUCCCCCAGCCUGGGACAAGCUCCGCAGGGCUGACUCAGGGUCCUGCAGAGUUAGUCACAUUCACUUAUAGCUGCGGAGUCACAGGCCAGGGAUGGGGAUCGGGUCUCCGGGGCCCGCCUCCUGCCUGGCAGGACACUGAGUCACCUGGCAGAGGGCACGGGCACCCAGGCAGGGCCGGACCCUGAGGCUCCCCAGGCCCUCCACUGCCACUCCGCAAUGAGGACAACCAGCAGGGAAAGGCAGCCACACUCCUGCGUGGCCAGUCCUGGGGAAAGGGGAGAGCCUGCGUGCGGCUGAGGGCCGUGAAUAAAUGACACGUGUAUUUA